Molecule: messenger RNA, 2402 nt
Organism: Megalops cyprinoides (Indo-Pacific tarpon)
Lineage: Eukaryota; Metazoa; Chordata; Actinopteri; Elopiformes; Megalopidae
Gene: alox5a
Product: arachidonate 5-lipoxygenase a
Exons: 14
Coding region: 30-2054 (674 amino acids)
Biological process (GO): lipid oxidation; linoleic acid metabolic process
Cellular component (GO): nuclear envelope
Molecular function (GO): protein binding; iron ion binding; arachidonate 5-lipoxygenase activity
Source: RefSeq, a predicted model, not a curated record
UGCAUGUAGGUCUCUUUUGUGUGAGCACAAUGCCUUGCUACACCGUUACCGUGGCCACUGGUAGCCAGUGGUUUGCAGGUACAGACGACUACAUUUACCUCACCUUGGUGGGCACCGAGAGAUGCAGUGAGAGGACUCUGCUGGAUAAACCGCUCUAUAACGACUUCGAGAGGGGGGCGGUGGACUCCUAUGACGUGAACGUGGCAGAGAACCUUGGCGAUAUCGAGCUGGUUAAGAUUGAGAAGCGGAAAUACUGGGUGCAGGAUGACUGGUACUGCAGGUACAUCACGGUGAAGACCCCAUCCGGCGAGUACAUCGAGUUUCCCUGCUUCAGAUGGGUGACUGAUGACAAGGAGAUUGUGCUCCGGGACGGCCGCGCGAGGCUGCCGCAGGACGACAAGACCAGGGUUGCAAAGCAGCACCGUCGGAAGGAGCUGGAAACCAGACAGAAGGUAUACAGGUGGAGGGAAUGGCACCCAGGGUUCCCCAUGAGCAUCGAUGCCAACGCCCACAAGGAGCUCCCCAGAGACAUCCAGUUUGACAGUGAGAAGGGAAUGGACUUUGUCCUCAACUACACCAAAGCGAUUGAGAACCUCUAUGUGAACCGAUUCAUGCACAUGUUCCAGUCCUCAUGGAAUGACUUCGCAGAUUUUGAACGGAUAUUUGUGAGGAUCAGCAACACGAUCUCAGAGUACGUGAUGCAGCACUGGCGAGAGGACUUCAUGUUUGGGUAUCAGUUUCUGAACGGCUGUAACCCAGUCAUAAUCCAGAAGUGCCACGAGCUGCCGAAAAAGUUUCCCAUUACCCACCAGAUGGUAGAGUCAAGCCUGGAGAGGGACCUCACCCUUGAAGAGGAAAUCAAGGCAGGAAACAUUUACAUUGCAGACUAUGAGAUCAUGGAGAGCAUCACCCCCAACAGCACAGACCCAUGCACCUUGCAGUAUCUGGCUGCUCCCAUUUGUCUGCUCUACAAGAACAUCCAGAAUAAAGUCCUUCCAAUUGCCAUUCAGCUGAGACAGACUCCAGGGGAAGACAGUCCGAUUUUCCUCCCAAGUGACGAAACAUAUGACUGGCUGCUGGCGAAGAUCUGGGUGCGGUCAUCGGAUUUCCACGUCCACCAAACAGUCACUCACCUCCUUCGUACGCACCUGAUCUCUGAGAUUUUUGGGAUCGCCAUGUUCCGCCAGCUCCCAGCUGUGCACCCUGUGUUCAAGCUGAUCCUUCCCCACAUCCGAUUCACCAUUGCCAUCAACACCAAAGCCCGGGAGCAGCUCAUCUGUGAGUGUGGCCUCUUUGACAAGGCUAAUGGUACCGGUGGAGGCGGUCACGUUGAGCUGGUGCAAAAAGCCAUGAAGACGUUCACGUACCAGUCACUGUGCUUCCCUGAAGCCAUAAAGGCCAGAGGGAUGGACAGCAAGGAGGACAUGCCUUACUACUACUACAGAGAUGAUGGGAUGAGGGUGUGGGAGGUCACCAAAAGUUUUGUGGAAGACGUUGUGAACAUCUACUACAAGAACGAUGAGGCUGUGCAGAAGGACGUGGAGAUCCAGGCCUUCGUCAAAGAUGUCUGCAGCUUCGGAAUGCAGGAUCUGGAUCACUGUCAAUUUCCCAAGUCGCUGAAGACACGCGAGCAGCUGAUUGAGUACCUGACGAUCGUGAUUUUCACCGCCUCGGCACAGCAUGCAGCUGUCAAUUUUGGUCAGUAUGAUUGGUGCUCAUGGAUCCCCAACUCCCCGCCCACCAUGCGGAAGCCACCACCCACAGAGAAGGGUUCCGUAACGGUGCAGUACAUCAUUGAGAGCCUGCCUGACCGCGGCCGGUCCUGCUGGCACCUGGGUGCAGUCUGGGCCCUCAGUCAGUUCCAGGAGAAUGAGCUGUUUCUGGGCAUGUACCCGGAUGAGCACUUCAUCGAGAAGCCGGUAAAGGAGGCCAUGGAGAAGUUUCGCAAGAAACUGGCAGAGGUGUCCCGUGUCAUCAAAGACCGCAAUGAGGGCAAGAAGCUGCCCUACUAUUACCUGUCCCCCGACCGAAUCCCUAACAGCGUGGCCGUGUAGCAGAGGCUUGCAGUCCCGAAUGGUCACAAGCAGUCAAUUUGUGGUUUAUUAAAUGCAAUUCAUCACAAAAAUCUGCAUCUCUGAAAAUCAGUUCAAAUGAAACUUCGAGGAAGCUAGUUGUUCACUAGUCACUGAGUUGUUCCUCAAAAAACUGUACAGCACCUGUUACUUAAUCUGUGUCCCGUUUGCAGUUAUUUUCAUUUGUUUUCAAUCCUUUCCCUAUUUUAAUUGUGUCGAUGUGUGUUAUUUAAUUACAUCUCUUGCUUUUUAGGUAUGUGGUGGUAAUCUAUAAAAUAGCUUUGCUGUCUGGUUACUAUGUGUGUACAGAGGUUAGGAAGCUCUCAUCAC